AUGGCGCCCAGAUCAUCUCGCGCCAGUGGUGCAAACACAGAUACAGAUACUUCCAUGGUUGAUGUAGCAGAGCCUAUUACUCAACUUCCAGUGGAUCCAAUGGAUGUCGAUGAAACCCCAGAUUACACCGAAGAUUCAGAUACAAAUCCAAAUACCACAGCAAGUAGUGUCGUAGGAGAACCAACAGAUGGCCGGAAACGAAGAUCAGAAGCUACAUUGCUUCGUCGCAGUGUGUUUGGCAAGAAGCAUGAUAUACUGGGAGAAUCCAAAGAGGAUGAUUCCAUACGACGAUUUCGAUACCUACUUGGCCUGACUGAUUUAUUUCGACAUUUCAUCGAAACGAACCCCAAUCCAAGACUGAAGGAGAUUAUGCAUGAGAUUGAUCGUCAAAAUGCAGAGGGUGAUAAAGUCAAAAAGGGCCGUGAUAGGCAAGGAGGUGCUGGCAACGAACGACGUCGGAGAACCGAAGCAGAAGAAGAUGCAGAAUUACUCAAAGACGAAAAAGUUGGCGGAUCCGCUGAAACAGUGUUUAGAGAAUCUCCUGGAUUUAUCAAGGGUGGUGAGAUGCGUGAUUACCAAGUCGCAGGUCUCAACUGGUUGAUUUCUCUACACGAGAACGACGAGAUGGGUUUGGGCAAGACUUUACAAACGAUAUCUUUCCUCGGCUACCUUAGACAUAUUAUGGACAUUACCGGCCCUCAUUUGGUGGUAGUGCCAAAGUCUACCCUGGACAACUGGAAGCGAGAAUUUGCCAAAUGGACUCCUGAGGUUAAUGUUCUUGUACUCCAAGGUGCCAAGGAAGAGCGUCACCAGUUGAUUGCUGAUCGACUUGUGGAUGAGAAAUUCGAUGUCUGCAUUACAAGUUAUGAAAUGAUCUUGCGCGAAAAGUCACAUCUCAAGAAAUUUGCGUGGGAGUAUAUUAUUAUUGAUGAGGCCCAUCGUAUCAAAAAUGAAGAAUCAUCCUUGGCUCAAGUCAUUCGAUUGUUCAAUUCCCGUAAUCGUCUAUUAAUCACUGGAACUCCGCUCCAGAAUAACCUUCACGAACUUUGGGCGUUGCUUAAUUUCUUACUUCCGGACGUUUUCGGAGAUGCGGAAGCCUUCGAUCAAUGGUUCUCUGGCCAAGGUGCAGAUCAAGAUACUGUCGUCCAACAGCUGCAUAGGAUUCUCAGACCUUUCUUGUUACGACGAGUCAAGAGUGAUGUGGAAAAGAGUCUUUUACCCAAGAAAGAGAUCAAUCUUUACAUUGGCAUGUCUGAAAUGCAGGUGAAGUGGUAUAAGAAGAUCUUAGAAAAGGAUAUCGACGCGGUCAACGGAGCAGGGGGCAAGCGAGAAUCAAAAACGCGUCUUUUGAACAUCGUCAUGCAGCUGCGGAAAUGUUGUAACCAUCCAUAUUUGUUCGAAGGCGCCGAACCAGGACCUCCAUAUACUACCGAUGAACAUUUGAUCUUCAAUGCAGGAAAGAUGCUUAUGUUGGACAAACUGCUUGUCCGACUGAAGAAAGCAGGUAGCCGAGUCUUGAUUUUCUCGCAGAUGAGUCGUUUGUUGGAUAUUCUGGAGGAUUACUGUGUGUUCAGAGAAUUCAAAUACUGCCGAAUCGACGGUGGAACGGCCCAUGAAGAUCGUAUUUCGGCCAUCGACGAUUACAACAAACCGGAUUCUGAGAAAUUUGUCUUCCUACUUACCACCCGUGCAGGUGGUCUUGGUAUUAACUUGACAAGUGCCGAUAUUGUUGUACUAUUCGAUAGCGAUUGGAAUCCCCAAGCCGAUCUUCAAGCUAUGGACAGAGCUCAUCGUAUUGGUCAAACCAAACAAGUAGUCGUCUACAGAUUUGUUACGGAACAUGCUAUUGAAGAAAAGGUUCUCGAACGUGCUGCGCAAAAACUCCGCCUUGACCAAUUGGUUAUUCAGCAGGGUCGCGCACAAAUUGCCGCGAAAGCUGCUGCCAAUAAAGACGAGCUUCUCAACAUGAUCCAGCAUGGUGCUGAAAAGGUGUUCCAAAGCAAGGGUGGAAUUGGUGCUUUAGCGGAGAAGGGUGUGGAUGCUGACGAUGGUGAUAUCGACGAAAUUCUCAAGCAUGGUGAAAAGCGAACAGCGGAACUUAAUGCGCGGUACGAGAAACUUGGAAUUGAUGAUUUGCAGAAUUUCACCUCCGAGUCUGCCUAUGAGUGGAACGGUCAGGACUUUACCAACAAGAAAAAGGAGAUUGGCAUAAACUGGAUCAACCCAGCAAAGCGUGAAAGAAAGGAGCAGUCUUAUUCUAUGGACAAAUACUACAAGCAAGCGCUUUCGACAGGUGGACGUGUUGCAGACACAAAACCAAAAGCUCCUCGCGCACCGAAACAAGUCACGGUUCAUGAUUACCAGUUCUUCCCGCCACUUCUCCGCGAUUUACAGGAUCGCGAGACUGCUUUCCACCGCAAGGAGAUUGGUUACAAGGUCCCUCUGCCUGAAGGUACCGACGAAGAUCUCUCGGAACGUGAAGCUGAGCGUGCUCUGGAUCAAGAAGAAAUUGACAACGCCACACCACUCACUGCAGAAGAACAAGAAGAGAAGCAGACCCUUUCACAACAAGGAUUCGCCGAAUGGAAUCGUCGAGAUUUCCAACAAUUCAUUAACGGAUCCGCCAAGUAUGGACGCAAGAAUUUUCCAAUGAUUGCUGAGGAAGUCGACGGCAAGACUGAAUCAGAGAUCAAAGCUUAUGCGAAGGUGUUCUGGCAACGAUACACCGAGAUUGCCGAUUACUCCAAGUAUGUUGGUCUGAUCGAAGCUGGCGAGGAAAAGACUCGAAAGAUGGAGCAUCAACGGUUGAUGUUGCGAAAGAAGAUGCAGCAAUAUCGCGUUCCAUUGCAGCAGUUGAAGCUCAAUUAUUCGGUCUCCACUACAAAUAAGAAGGUAUAUACCGAGGAAGAGGAUCGAUUCCUGCUCGUGCUCUUGGACAAGUAUGGUCUCGACGGAGAAAAUCUUCACGAACGUAUUCGUGAUGACAUUCGAGAAAGUCCGCUCUUCCGCUUUGACUGGUUCUUUCUGAGUCGAACACCAAUCGAGAUCAGCAGGCGAUGCACAACUCUCCUUACAACCGUUGCUAGAGAGUUUGAAGAGGCUGCAGCCACUACCAAAGGCGCCAACGGAGCUGCGAAUGGUAAAGGCAAGAGAGAGCCCGAUGAUGACAUGAAUGAUGAGGACAGUGUCCUUGGUAUGCAGCCAGCGAAGAAGAAGUCUAAGAAUGGUGUAAAGAACAAAGCGCUUGAUAAUGUAAAGUCCGGAGCUGGCAGCAAGGCUACAUCAGCCGCACCCUCUUCUCGUGCUUCUAGUGUUGGAACAUCUGCCUCCAGUCCAGCCCCUCCAGCGAAAGGCGGAAAGGGCAAGAAAGGAGGCAAGAAGAAGUGA
Glarea lozoyensis ATCC 20868 is the source of this 3387-nucleotide messenger RNA. RefSeq names its product P-loop containing nucleoside triphosphate hydrolase. The coding region runs from base 1 to 3387 and encodes 1128 amino acids. Gene Ontology annotation, cellular component: nucleus; chromatin. The record is from RefSeq and is a predicted model, not a curated record. Gene Ontology annotation, biological process: nucleosome organization; regulation of transcription by RNA polymerase II. NCBI's taxonomy places the organism in Eukaryota, Fungi, Ascomycota, Leotiomycetes, Helotiales, Helotiaceae. Gene Ontology annotation, molecular function: ATP hydrolysis activity; nucleosome binding; DNA binding. The transcript has 6 exons.